Sphaeroforma arctica JP610 is the source of this 344-nucleotide messenger RNA. RefSeq lists its product as hypothetical. Lineage: Eukaryota; Ichthyosporea; Ichthyophonida. Gene Ontology annotation, molecular function: alpha-1,3-mannosyltransferase activity; GDP-Man:Man(1)GlcNAc(2)-PP-Dol alpha-1,3-mannosyltransferase activity. The record is from RefSeq and is a predicted model, not a curated record. The annotation marks the transcript as partial. The transcript has 2 exons.
GAACUAUACCAGUCACUGUACGGGGCGAUGCGAUGCCCCGACAAAUCAUGGGCCGUUUGCAUGCCGUGUUUGCGUACCUGCGCAUGUGCUAUGUAGCAAUGCUGCUUGUAUUUGGCCUGGACGGCCUAGAAACCCAUCCGUACGAUAUUAUCUUCUGCGACCAAGUCUCUGCAUGUAUUCCUAUCCUACGUCUGUCGGAGAGUAAGUGUGGUAUCUCUGUGUUGUUUCUGUCUACCAUCAUGCCUGCCUAUUCCUUGACUGGUGGAGCCUAUAGCAACCGCAGUGUACGCGUGUGUACAGCACUCUGCUUGCAGUUGACUGCAUCUUCCUAUGUAUUUAGUUAG